This is a messenger RNA of Closterium sp. Yama58-4, 7674 nucleotides long. The record is from the annotation of a GenBank genome assembly. Lineage: Eukaryota; Viridiplantae; Streptophyta; Zygnematophyceae; Desmidiales; Closteriaceae.
AUGCCUGAGGUCAGGUUUGACGUCAAGUUUGAGGUCAGGUUUGACGUCAAGUUUGAGGUCAGGUUUGACGUCAAGUUUGAGAUCAGGUUUGACGUCAAGUUUGAGGUCAGGUUUGACGUCAAGUUUGAGGUCAGGUUUGACGUCAAGUUUGAGAUCAGGUUUGACGUCAAGUUUGAGAUCAGGUUUGACGUCAAGUUUGAGAUCAGGUUUGACGUCAAGUUUGAGAUCAGGUUUGACGUCAAGUUUGAGAUCAGGUUUGACGUCAAGUUUGAGAUCAGGUUUGACGUCAAGUUUGAGAUCAGGUUUGACGUCAAGUUUGAGGUCAGGUUUGACGUCAAGUUUGAGGUCAGGUUUGACGUCAAGUUUGAGGUCAGGUUUGACGUCAAGUUUGAGGUGAGGCUUGACGUCAAGUUUGAGAUCAGGUUUGACGUCAAGUUUGAGAUCAGGUUUGACGUCAAGUUUGAGGUCAGGUUUGACGUCAGGUUUGAGGUCAGGUUUGACGUCAGGUUUGAGGUCAGGUUUGAGAUCAGGUUUGACGUCAAGUUUGAGAUCAGGUUUGACGUCAAGUUUGAGGUCAGGUUUGACGUCAAGUUUGAGGUCAGGUUUGACGUCAGGUUUGAGAUCAGGUUUGACGUCAAGUUUGAGAUCAGGUUUGACGUCAAGUUUGAGAUCAGGUUUGACGUCAGGUUUGAGGUCAGGUUUGACGUCAGGUUUGAGGUCAGGUUUGACGUCAGGUUUGAGAUCAGGUUUGACGUCAAGUUUGAGAUCAGGUUUGACGUCAAGUUUGAGGUCAGGUUUGACGUCAAGUUUGAGGUCAGGUUUGACGUCAGGUUUGAGGUCAGGUUUGACGUCAGGUUUGAGAUCAGGUUUGACGUCAAGUUUGAGGUCAGGUUUGACGUCAGGUUUGAGGUCAGGUUUGACGUCAGGUUUGAGAUCAGGUUUGACGUCAGGUUUGAGAUCAAGUUUUACGUCAAGUUUGAGAUCAGGUUUGACGUCAAGUUUGAGAUCAGGUUUGACGUCAAGUUUGAGAUCAGGUUUGACGUCAGGUUUGAGAUCAGGUUUGACGUCAAGUUUGAGAUCAGGUUUGACGUCAAGUUUGAGAUCAGGUUUGACGUCAAGUUUGAGAUCAGGUUUGACGUCAAGUUUGAGGUCAGGUUUGACGUCAAGUUUGAGGUCAGGUUUGACGUCAAGUUUGAGGUCAGGUUUGACGUCAAGUUUGAGGUGAGGCUUGACGUCAAGUUUGAGAUCAGGUUUGACGUCAAGUUUGAGAUCAGGUUUGACGUCAAGUUUGAGGUCAGGUUUGACGUCAGGUUUGAGGUCAGGUUUGACGUCAGGUUUGAGGUCAGGUUUGAGAUCAGGUUUGACGUCAGGUUUGAGAUCAGGUUUGACGUCAAGUUUGAGAUCAGGUUUGACGUCAAGUUUGAGAUCAGGUUUGACGUCAAGUUUGAGAUCAGGUUUGACGUCAGGUUUGAGAUCAGGUUUGACGUCAAGUUUGAGAUCAGGUUUGACGUCAAGUUUGAGAUCAGGUUUGACGUCAAGUUUGAGAUCAGGUUUGACGUCAAGUUUGAGGUCAGGUUUGACGUCAAGUUUGAGGUCAGGUUUGACGUCAAGUUUGAGGUCAGGUUUGACGUCAAGUUUGAGAUCAGGUUUGACGUCAAGUUUGAGAUCAGGUUUGACGUCAAGUUUGAGGUCAGGUUUGACGUCAAGUUUGAGGUCAGGUUUGACGUCAAGUUUGAGAUCAGGUUUGACGUCAAGUUUGAGGUCAGGUUUGACGUCAAGUUUGAGAUCAGGUUUGACGUCAGGUUUGAGGUCAGGUUUGACGUCAAGUUUGAGAUCAGGUUUGACGUCAAGUUUGAGAUCAGGUUUGACGUCAAGUUUGAGAUCAGGUUUGACGUCAAGUUUGAGAUCAGGUUUGACGUCAAGUUUGAGGUCAGGUUUGACGUCAAGUUUGAGGUCAGGUUUGACGUCAAGUUUGAGAUCAGGUUUGACGUCAAGUUUAUGGUCAGGUUUGACGUCAAGUUUGAGAUCAGGUUUGACGUCAGGUUUGAGGUCAGGUUUGACGUCAGGUUUGAGAUCAGGUUUGACGUCAAGUUUGAGAUCAGGUUUGACGUCAAGUUUGAGGUCAGGUUUGACGUCAAGUUUGAGAUCAGGUUUGACGUCAAGUUUGAGAUCAGGUUUGACGUCAAGUUUGAGAUCAGGUUUGACGUCAAGUUUGAGGUCAGGUUUGACGUCAAGUUUGAGAUCAGGUUUGACGUCAAGUUUGAGGUCAGGUUUGACGUCAGGUUUGAGAUCAGGUUUGACGUCAGGUUUGAGGUCAGGUUUGAGAUCAGGUUUGACGUCAAGUUUGAGAUCAGGUUUGACGUCAAGUUUGAGGUCAGGUUUGACGUCAAGUUUGAGAUCAGGUUUGACGUCAGGUUUGAGGUCAGGUUUGACGUCAAGUUUGAGAUCAGGUUUGACGUCAAGUUUGAGGUCAGGUUUGAUGUCAGGUUUGAGGUCAGGUUUGACGUCAGGUUUGAGAUCAGGUUUGACGUCAAGUUUGAGAUCAGGUUUGACGUCAAGUUUGAGGUCAGGUUUGACGUCAAGUUUGAGGUCAGGUUUGACGUCAAGUUUGAGGUCAGGUUUGACGUCAAGUUUGAGAUCAGGUUUGACGUCAAGUUUGAGAUCAGGUUUGACGUCAAGUUUGAGGUCAGGUUUGACGUCAAGUUUGAGAUCAGGUUUGACGUCAAGUUUGAGGUCAGGUUUGACGUCAAGUUUGAGAUCAGGUUUGACGUCAAGUUUGAGAUCAGGUUUGACGUCAAGUUUGAGAUCAGGUUUGACGUCAAGUUUGAGAUCAGGUUUGACGUCAAGUUUGAGGUCAGGUUUGACGUCAAGUUUGAGAUCAGGUUUGACGUCAAGUUUGAGGUCAGGUUUGACGUCAGGUUUGAGAUCAGGUUUGACGUCAGGUUUGAGGUCAGGUUUGAGAUCAGGUUUGACGUCAAGUUUGAGAUCAGGUUUGACGUCAAGUUUGAGGUCAGGUUUGACGUCAAGUUUGAGAUCAGGUUUGACGUCAGGUUUGAGGUCAGGUUUGACGUCAAGUUUGAGAUCAGGUUUGACGUCAAGUUUGAGGUCAGGUUUGAUGUCAGGUUUGAGGUCAGGUUUGACGUCAGGUUUGAGAUCAGGUUUGACGUCAAGUUUGAGAUCAGGUUUGACGUCAAGUUUGAGGUCAGGUUUGACGUCAAGUUUGAGGUCAGGUUUGACGUCAAGUUUGAGGUCAGGUUUGACGUCAAGUUUGAGAUCAGGUUUGACGUCAAGUUUGAGAUCAGGUUUGACGUCAAGUUUGAGGUCAGGUUUGACGUCAAGUUUGAGAUCAGGUUUGACGUCAAGUUUGAGGUCAGGUUUGACGUCAAGUUUGAGAUCAGGUUUGACGUCAAGUUUGAGAUCAGGUUUGACGUCAAGUUUGAGAUCAGGUUUGACGUCAAGUUUGAGAUCAGGUUUGACGUCAAGUUUGAGGUCAGGUUUGACGUCAAGUUUGAGGUCAGGUUUGACGUCAAGUUUGAGGUCAGGUUUGACGUCAAGUUUGAGAUCAGGUUUGACGUCAAGUUUGAGGUCAGGUUUGACGUCAAGUUUGAGGUCAGGUUUGACGUCAAGUUUGAGAUCAGGUUUGACGUCAAGUUUGAGGUCAGGUUUGACGUCAAGUUUGAGAUCAGGUUUGACGUCAGGUUUGAGGUCAGGUUUGACGUCAAGUUUGAGAUCAGGUUUGACGUCAAGUUUGAGGUCAGGUUUGAUGUCAGGUUUGAGGUCAGGUUUGACGUCAGGUUUGAGAUCAGGUUUGACGUCAAGUUUGAGAUCAGGUUUGACGUCAAGUUUGAGGUCAGGUUUGACGUCAAGUUUGAGGUCAGGUUUGACGUCAAGUUUGAGGUCAGGUUUGACGUCAAGUUUGAGGUCAGGUUUGACGUCAAGUUUGAGGUCAGGUUUGACGUCAAGUUUGAGAUCAGGUUUGACGUCAAGUUUGAGAUCAGGUUUGACGUCAAGUUUGAGGUCAGGUUUGACGUCAAGUUUGAGAUCAGGUUUGACGUCAAGUUUGAGGUCAGGUUUGACGUCAAGUUUGAGAUCAGGUUUGACGUCAAGUUUGAGAUCAGGUUUGACGUCAAGUUUGAGAUCAGGUUUGACGUCAAGUUUGAGAUCAGGUUUGACGUCAAGUUUGAGGUCAGGUUUGACGUCAAGUUUGAGAUCAGGUUUGACGUCAAGUUUGAGGUCAGGUUUGACGUCAGGUUUGAGAUCAGGUUUGACGUCAGGUUUGAGGUCAGGUUUGAGAUCAGGUUUGACGUCAAGUUUGAGAUCAGGUUUGACGUCAAGUUUGAGGUCAGGUUUGACGUCAAGUUUGAGAUCAGGUUUGACGUCAGGUUUGAGGUCAGGUUUGACGUCAAGUUUGAGAUCAGGUUUGACGUCAAGUUUGAGGUCAGGUUUGAUGUCAGGUUUGAGGUCAGGUUUGACGUCAGGUUUGAGAUCAGGUUUGACGUCAAGUUUGAGAUCAGGUUUGACGUCAAGUUUGAGGUCAGGUUUGACGUCAAGUUUGAGGUCAGGUUUGACGUCAAGUUUGAGGUCAGGUUUGACGUCAAGUUUGAGAUCAGGUUUGACGUCAAGUUUGAGAUCAGGUUUGACGUCAAGUUUGAGGUCAGGUUUGACGUCAAGUUUGAGAUCAGGUUUGACGUCAAGUUUGAGGUCAGGUUUGACGUCAAGUUUGAGAUCAGGUUUGACGUCAAGUUUGAGAUCAGGUUUGACGUCAAGUUUGAGAUCAGGUUUGACGUCAAGUUUGAGGUCAGGUUUGACGUCAAGUUUGAGAUCAGGUUUGACGUCAAGUUUGAGGUCAGGUUUGACGUCAGGUUUGAGAUCAGGUUUGACGUCAGGUUUGAGGUCAGGUUUGAGAUCAGGUUUGACGUCAAGUUUGAGAUCAGGUUUGACGUCAAGUUUGAGGUCAGGUUUGACGUCAAGUUUGAGAUCAGGUUUGACGUCAGGUUUGAGGUCAGGUUUGACGUCAAGUUUGAGAUCAGGUUUGACGUCAAGUUUGAGGUCAGGUUUGAUGUCAGGUUUGAGGUCAGGUUUGACGUCAGGUUUGAGAUCAGGUUUGACGUCAAGUUUGAGAUCAGGUUUGACGUCAAGUUUGAGGUCAGGUUUGACGUCAAGUUUGAGGUCAGGUUUGACGUCAAGUUUGAGGUCAGGUUUGACGUCAAGUUUGAGAUCAGGUUUGACGUCAAGUUUGAGAUCAGGUUUGACGUCAAGUUUGAGGUCAGGUUUGACGUCAAGUUUGAGAUCAGGUUUGACGUCAAGUUUGAGGUCAGGUUUGACGUCAAGUUUGAGAUCAGGUUUGACGUCAAGUUUGAGAUCAGGUUUGACGUCAAGUUUGAGAUCAGGUUUGACGUCAAGUUUGAGAUCAGGUUUGACGUCAAGUUUGAGGUCAGGUUUGACGUCAAGUUUGAGGUCAGGUUUGACGUCAAGUUUGAGGUCAGGUUUGACGUCAAGUUUGAGAUCAGGUUUGACGUCAAGUUUGAGGUCAGGUUUGACGUCAAGUUUGAGGUCAGGUUUGACGUCAAGUUUGAGAUCAGGUUUGACGUCAAGUUUGAGGUCAGGUUUGACGUCAAGUUUGAGAUCAGGUUUGACGUCAGGUUUGAGGUCAGGUUUGACGUCAAGUUUGAGAUCAGGUUUGACGUCAAGUUUGAGGUCAGGUUUGAUGUCAGGUUUGAGGUCAGGUUUGACGUCAGGUUUGAGAUCAGGUUUGACGUCAAGUUUGAGAUCAGGUUUGACGUCAAGUUUGAGGUCAGGUUUGACGUCAAGUUUGAGGUCAGGUUUGACGUCAAGUUUGAGGUCAGGUUUGACGUCAAGUUUGAGAUCAGGUUUGACGUCAAGUUUGAGAUCAGGUUUGACGUCAAGUUUGAGGUCAGGUUUGACGUCAAGUUUGAGGUGGGGUUUGACGUCAAGUUUGAGGUCAGGUUUGACGUCAAGUUUGAGAUCAGGUUUGACGUCAAGUUUGAGAUCAGGUUUGACGUCAAGUUUGAGAUCAGGUUUGACGUCAAGUUUGAGAUCAGGUUUGACGUCAAGUUUGAGGUCAGGUUUGACGUCAAGUUUGAGGUCAGGUUUGACGUCAAGUUUGAGGUCAGGUUUGACGUCAAGUUUGAGAUCAGGUUUGACGUCAAGUUUGAGGUCAGGUUUGACGUCAAGUUUGAGGUCAGGUUUGACGUCAAGUUUGAGAUCAGGUUUGACGUCAAGUUUGAGGUCAGGUUUGACGUCAAGUUUGAGAUCAGGUUUGACGUCAGGUUUGAGGUCAGGUUUGACGUCAAGUUUGAGAUCAGGUUUGACGUCAAGUUUGAGGUCAGGUUUGAUGUCAGGUUUGAGGUCAGGUUUGACGUCAGGUUUGAGAUCAGGUUUGACGUCAAGUUUGAGAUCAGGUUUGACGUCAAGUUUGAGGUCAGGUUUGACGUCAAGUUUGAGGUCAGGUUUGACGUCAAGUUUGAGGUCAGGUUUGACGUCAAGUUUGAGAUCAGGUUUGACGUCAAGUUUGAGAUCAGGUUUGACGUCAAGUUUGAGGUCAGGUUUGACGUCAAGUUUGAGGUGGGGUUUGACGUCAAGUUUGAGAUCAGGUUUGACGUCAAGUUUGAGGUCAGGUUUGACGUCAAGUUUGAGAUCAGGUUUGACGUCAGGUUUGAGGUCAGGUUUGACGUCAAGUUUGAGAUCAGGUUUGACGUCAAGUUUGAGAUCAGGUUUGACGUCAAGUUUGAGGUCAGGUUUGACGUCAAGUUUGAGGUCAGGUUUGACGUCAAGUUUGAGAUCAGGUUUGACGUCAAGUUUGAGGUCAGGUUUGACGUCAAGUUUGAGGUCAGGUUUGACGUCAAGUUUGAGAUCAGGUUUGACGUCAAGUUUGAGGUCAGGUUUGACGUCAAGUUUGAGAUCAGGUUUGACGUCAGGUUUGAGGUCAGGUUUGACGUCAAGUUUGAGAUCAGGUUUGACGUCAAGUUUGAGGUCAGGUUUGAUGUCAGGUUUGAGGUCAGGUUUGACGUCAGGUUUGAGAUCAGGUUUGACGUCAAGUUUGAGAUCAGGUUUGACGUCAAGUUUGAGGUCAGGUUUGACGUCAAGUUUGAGGUCAGGUUUGACGUCAAGUUUGAGGUCAGGUUUGACGUCAAGUUUGAGAUCAGGUUUGACGUCAAGUUUGAGAUCAGGUUUGACGUCAAGUUUGAGGUCAGGUUUGACGUCAAGUUUGAGGUGGGGUUUGACGUCAAGUUUGAGAUCAGGUUUGACGUCAAGUUUGAGGUCAGGUUUGACGUCAAGUUUGAGAUCAGGUUUGACGUCAGGUUUGAGGUCAGGUUUGACGUCAAGUUUGAGAUCAGGUUUGACGUCAAGUUUGAGAUCAGGUUUGACGUCAAGUUUGAGAUCAGGUUUGACGUCAAGUUUGAGAUCAGGUUUGACGUCAAGUUUGAGGUCAGGUUUGACGUCAAGUUUGAGGUCAGGUUUGACGUCAAGUUUGAGGUCAGGUUUGACGUCAAGUUUGAGAUCAGGUUUGACGUCAAGUUUGAGGUCAGGUUUGACGUCAGGUUUGAGAUCAGGUUUGACGUCAGGCUUGACCACUGCACAGUGUCAUGCAAUCAUACAUCCCCACCUGCGCUGAGCCAUUUGUCGAGGUCCCCGUUAGAGAUGAACUCGUAG